This is a messenger RNA of Filobasidium floriforme, 3178 nucleotides long. RefSeq lists its product as uncharacterized. Bases 139 to 2916 code for a protein of 925 amino acids. The record is from RefSeq and is a predicted model, not a curated record. Gene Ontology annotation, biological process: negative regulation of transcription by RNA polymerase II. Gene Ontology annotation, molecular function: histone deacetylase binding. The transcript has 6 exons. Lineage: Eukaryota; Fungi; Basidiomycota; Tremellomycetes; Filobasidiales; Filobasidiaceae. Gene Ontology annotation, cellular component: Sin3-type complex.
CGCGGUCCCCUUCGUCAUCUAAACAAAUCUUCGGCUCAAACCGAACCUCUCGACGAUCUCUCUUCGACUUUUGUUCUCCUCUCAUCACCGCUUCUCCAGCUAUUAUAUCUACACAACAUCGCCGCCUCGCACUUCAUAAUGACACCCUCGUCGCCUCUGACCGAUACAGAAGCUCCGGCCGUCAAGCGAGCUAAACAAAGCUCGAAAGAUAGAUCAGGUGUUGACGAGACCGUAGAGGAUUGGCAGAACGGAUGGGUAGCCAAAAUGUGGGGAACCGCCAAGCCCGGUACGACGGCCGAUCCUGACGGCCGUACCGACGCCAUGAUGGUCGACGAGGACCAGGCUCGAGCCGAGGACUCGAAGCAGCCCGGAGGAGAAGGGUUGAACGCUUUGGUAGCCGCCAUCCCAGACGACGGGGAAUCCGCCCCCGGAUACGAUGCACACUCGGUGCCAUCCAAUACAUCGGCCACCGCAACGACGAACGGGAACCGCAUCAAGAUCUCCCUCAAGGUCCGGGAUGCCGCAGAGGCCGAGGACGACCAGCCGGAAGAGGACGACGUCUCUUCGAUCACGAGUACGACUAUCCCGUUCAACGAUAGCGGGAGCGAGGGUUCUGAUCCUGCCGGUGCACCUGUACCACCAGGAUGGGAUGAGAUGGAAGUGGAGGAGGAUGGAGAAGGAGAGGCGGAUGUCGAGGAAAAGCCCGUCAAGCAGGUGCCGAUAGUCUUGAAGAAGAAGCCCGAGGGUCCCGCUCCGGGGGCCAACUUUGAUGAUGAUUCCGUGAGCGAGUUGACGGCGUUCACGGACGAGUCAGAGGGAGAAGCUGAGGAUGACGAUGAUGACGAGGAUGAUGACGAGGAUGAGGAGGACGAGGAAGAAGAGGAAGAAGCCGGACGUAAAGAUGCUGGAGCUUCGGUUCCCCCUCCCAACGCCAACGCCAGCACGACGACGGGGUCGAGCAAGACUUCCCCUACGCAACCUGUCGCUCAAAAGCCGCUCAGCGCGCGAAAGCCGAGCAUAUUCGGGACUCGGUCGGAUGAGCCGGAAGGUCAGGAUGAUGGCGAGGAGAGCGAGUUGACGGAUAGCGAUGUCGAAUCCACGACGACGGCGACGACAAGGAACAAGCCCGCUGUCAACCAUGUCAGCAAUGAUAAGAGUGUCAAACCGAUCUCGAUCAAGGUGACCCCAGCCAAAUCGACUACAGGGGAUGACGAUGACGAGCCCACCACCCCGACCGCCACGACGGCGUCUGGAAACCCAGCAUCGAGGAGGUUGUCAAAAGCAGGCGAUGACGAGGAGAAACCGUAUUCCCCGCCCAAGACCGCGAAGAAGGGGAUCCUGGGCAGGUCGGCGGCAGGUGCAGGAGAGGGGGAGACGGAAUCGAUCGUGUCGGACGACGACGAGGAAGACGAUGACGAGGGUGGCCAGGGUAUGCUGGUCAAGGACGCUGUGAGGCGGGAGAGCGAGGGCAAGGCGAAGAAGACCAGUGAGGAUGAGGAUGAUGACGAGGACAAGGGGGUCGCUGGGGAGAGGUCGUUGGAGGAACGAGCCGCAUCGCCCAGCUCGACGAAAUCGAAGCGGAUCUCUGCCACACCAGUGCCUUCGGCCACCUCGCACUUGAUCACCAAUAACCUCUCAUCGGCGACCACGCAGACUACUUUGGAGGCCCUCCAAGCGUUGCUCCAGAUCGAGGUCAAAUUCGCCGCUCUGAGGGACCAGCUAUACGUCGAAAGGAUGGACGAGCUGAGUCGGGAAGAAGAGGUCAUUGCGGAUGGCUCCCAUCCGUCCUUGUUGCACUUGCAUCAAAUCCUACAAGACCGACGAGAAAACUUGCUGCACCUGGCUGAACUGCGGUUGAAGCAAAAUGAGCUUGAACUCGUUCGAGUCAGGGAAUCGGACAAGAAGGCCGUCAUGUCGUGGUGGCAAGAUGCGAAGGAUACGCUCGUACGGGAUGAAUACGAAAAUAAUGCGAGGAAGAAGCGAAGGCUGGACAAGGACAAGGCGGAUUACGAGAUUGUCAAGCCCGCUCCGCGACCCCUGCCACCCAAGCAACCGACCCGCCUCGAUGCCGAGGCUCGGACCUUCGCAUGGGAACGUGGCCCGAGCAUCACAGCUCUCAUGCAGGAAGAAGUCGCUUCCGAUCUGGCCAAGAUAGGGGCGGCGGCACGAAGCCAAUAUCGGCAGUUGCAUCACGGUCAUCGUCAACAACACGUCAUGGCGGGAUACGGCCGGUAUGCGGGAGAAGACCCCGCAAUGAUGGCAGCCGAUACGGGUUCGCUCAUGUUCGACCCGACCGGGGCUCGCCCUGUCGUGAACGGAGCUGGACACCAUCAUCACGUCGUACCCACUGCCAGCAGCUCCUCGCACCCAACGGGGUCGAGACAACGCCAUUAUGCGCAGACGCCUUCGGCUUAUGAUUUGCAUGCCGGAGGUGGGUUACCGCGUGACCGUGACCGGGAACCUCGACGUGAAGGCAGGCAGGUCCCUACUUCGAAUUCGGAACCGUUCGACCCUCGGCGGCGCGACCGUGUUGAAGACCCUAUCCUGAGCGGUCGAAUCAGGCGAGAUAUGGCUGUCGAGGAUACCCGUGAUCCCAAACGGAGAAAGACCGGUAGCGAUAGUCCCGCACCGCUCAACGGGAUGGGACAUCAAUCAUCACACGUAGUAACCCCCGCUAUACAGGACGAUCCUCGACGGAUACCUAGACGCUCCCAAUCGCCACCGAUACAGUCUGCCAAGGUGAACGGCCUCAAGGUGAAUCCCAACGACGGACCUUCCGCAGGAUACGGCCAUCUAGGAGGUAAUGGCGCCAUGGAACGGAAUCGAGCUUGGAACUAUCGUUGGGGUAACCUCGGGACUUCAUCCCGUCUCGCGAACAGUCAGCCCAUGCCAGGUAUGGCCGCAGCGCGGAAUUGAAUUGGAUCAGAGUGUUUUUCGGAGACCAAGCGAUCUUAUAAUGAAUGUAGCGACCUGGGUCCGAGAAUUAACGUUUGAACUUUAUGAUUGAUUGUACUCCUAUCUCUUGUCAUGCUUGUCAUUGUAUUCAGAGGUAGACCCAAAGCCGACCCUACGCGGCUUGAUACCCGUUCUAUUGCGCUACGCUGACUACUGAAGAUUGGUUCUUGGAGGCUUGUUCACCUCUUCACUCGCGCUCGCCUCGGAUGAUUCGGAUCGAUCA